Molecule: messenger RNA, 1784 nt
Organism: Fundulus heteroclitus (mummichog)
Lineage: Eukaryota; Metazoa; Chordata; Actinopteri; Cyprinodontiformes; Fundulidae
Gene: hat1
Product: histone acetyltransferase 1
Exons: 11
Coding region: 90-1316 (408 amino acids)
Biological process (GO): subtelomeric heterochromatin formation
Cellular component (GO): nucleus
Molecular function (GO): histone H4 acetyltransferase activity; histone binding
Source: RefSeq, a predicted model, not a curated record
AAGCUACAUCCUGUUUCCACGGAAACACGCUGACCCGGAAGUACUCCAUUUUCCGCGGGUCUUUUGGGACAAUAACACAGUGUGCAGAAAUGGCGGACGUAAAUGCGAUGGAGAAGAAACUGGCUGAAUACAAGUGUGACACAAAUGAAGCGAUCUGCCUGAAGUUAGUUCGAUUUCAAGAUGAUCUUGAUGAUGACGGUACCACUUUCCAUCCGGAAUACAGCCACCAAGUAUUUGGCGAUGACGAGGUUGCUUUUGGAUACAAAGGUCUUCAGAUCCAGCUUUUCUACACUGCUGGAAACCUGAGCACCCUCUUCAAAGUGAAAUACUCGUCAAAAGUUACCGACACGUUUGAUUGUGUUGAGGCCGACAACGUUGAAGGGAAGAUCCGGGAAAUCAUCCCCGCCGGUUUCACCUGCAACUCCGACGACUUCGUCUCGCUGCUGGAGAAGGAGGCCAACUUCAAGCCCUUCGGCACCGUGCUUCACUCGUACACGGUCCACAACGAGGAGGGAGAGGAGCUCACCUACCAGAUCCACAAGGCUGAGAUCAGCUGCCCGGGAUUCCAAGAGUACCACGAGCGCCUGCAGACCUUCCUCAUGUGGUUCAUCGAGACCGCCAGUUUCCUGGAAGUAGACGACGAUCGUUGGGACUUCUUUCUUGUAUUUGAAAAGUACAAUAAAGACGGGGAGACUCUCUACGCUACUGUUGGCUACAUGACAGUUUAUAAUUACUACGUAUACCCAGACAAAACCCGACCACGUGUAAGCCAGAUGCUCAUCCUGCCUCCUUUCCAAGGAGAGGGUCACGGCGCUCAGCUCCUGGAGGCGGUGCACAGGUUCUACUGCGGCCUGCCCAAAGUGCAGGACAUCACGGCUGAAGACCCCUCUGAGAACUACGUGAAGCUGAGAGACUACGUGCUGACCAAGCUCUGCCAGAACCUGCCGUCCUUCGACGCAGACAAGCUGCACCUCGGCUUCUCCGCCGACAUGAUCAAGGAGGCCCAGGAAAAGCUGAAAAUCAACAAGAAACACGCGAGGCGGGUGUACGAAAUCCUGCGUCUGCGAGCAACAGACAUGAGCGACGAAGAAAAAGCCCGAGCGUACCGGCUAGAGGUGAAGAAGAGGCUCUUUGGACCCUACAGGAAAAACCAGAGGGAGCUGGCGAAGAUGAGGAAGUGCCUACGGCCGGAGGAGCUGGUGUCCCACAUGGGUCAGCUGGACACUCAGGCGCAGCAGGAGGAGCUGGAGAAGAGCUACCAGCUCGCCCUGGAAGAUUACAGGAGAGUCCUCGAGAGGCUAGCGUCUCAGGCCUGAUCCCACCGAGACUUUCCUGCUGGCCCAGAGUCCGGUCUGUACAGAAGCCCCUCGUCGCCGUCGGACUCGCCCUGCAGCCGAGACGAGGCCGUUUGAGUCUACCGCAGAUCUGUCGAGGCUGGAGAAAGGCUGCGACAGCACAGCUCCGUUUGGUCCGCCAGCCGAUGUUUAAAUGCCAGAAGAGGUCAUUGAUUCAGACGGGGCUGUGCCUCCCUGUCUCUUCCAUGUGUUUUAAUCACAUUGUGUGAAAUUAAAAUGAUCUGUAAUAGUUUCACCAGGAUUCACAGCUUCACUGUUGUUCAGAUAAACCCGGUUUAGUCCCCGUUACUUCCCAAGCCUCUGCUGUCUGCUGUUUCAGGUCUUUUUUUAAGGCACUUCAUUGUAAAGAAAAUGAAAUAGUGUUUUGUAUGUUGUUCAAAUGGAGGGUGAUUCUUAAGAAAACAAAUAAAACCGAGUAACUGAAUUUGC